Messenger RNA from Cydia strobilella, 597 nucleotides. RefSeq lists its product as uncharacterized. The record is from RefSeq and is a predicted model, not a curated record. Lineage: Eukaryota; Metazoa; Arthropoda; Insecta; Lepidoptera; Tortricidae. The transcript has 3 exons. Bases 3 to 596 code for a protein of 197 amino acids.
UCAUGUCAUCGCCCGAGACGAGUUCCCGCGCGAGCCCUAAGCGGCGCCCGCCGCCCCCGCCGGUGCCCUCGGGGUCCCCUGUGCGACACCCGCGCUCCUUCAAGCUCCGCUUCGCGGCCCAACACGUACCGGGACACUCGUACCAGUCGGCUGUUCGCCCGCUAAAACUACGUAAGCUCAUUAAUAUUAUGCGAGCAUUCUCGAAGGGUUUGGCCAAUGUCUAUCAUGUUAUCAAAGGAGCCGAGUUCCGAGCCAUGUCAUCGCCCAACACAAGUUCCCGAAAAAAAAUCGCUAUUUUUUCAGCGGCUCUGGUGACAGACAAGUUUUGGCGUCGCGCAGGCCGCGAGGAAACCAUUGACGCGGAGUCUGAAGAGCGGGCGAUGAACAAAGUGCGAGACAUGUUCGAGCUGGGGCCGAGGGAUAAACACGACAGGCCUGUGCAAUCUUCGCACGAGUACGGAUGGUGGGAGGCGUACGCCCCUCAAAUCUGGGCGGCUCCUCGGAAUGACCGGCGGUUACAUCAUGGCGUGAGGGACUCCGCGUGGCUCAAGCUACGCGCUCGGGAGCUGGUGGAGCCACCACAACGGCAACGAUAAU